Messenger RNA from Racocetra persica, 341 nucleotides. The record is from the annotation of a GenBank genome assembly. Lineage: Eukaryota; Fungi; Glomeromycota; Glomeromycetes; Diversisporales; Gigasporaceae.
AUGUUACUAUCUACAAAUAACAAAUUACAACCACGUAUGACGAUGAAAUAUAUACUUAUUAAAUUAUUUUUUAGAGCGAGUGGUGAUGGAGGUCGAGAUAUUAUUGUGGAAAUGGAUGGGUAUAGAUUCGUGGUUCAAUGUAAAGCAUGGUAUUAUAAGUGUAUAGGUCGAGAAGAAGCUGAUGCAUUUUUAACAGUAGUUCGAAGAGGAAAUUUUGAUUUUGGAAUUCUUGUUGGGGUCUUGGAACAAAAAAUUGCAAAAGGGGCAUAUAAUGCGGCUGAUGAGUCAGGAGGCGAUAUUAUUGUUACCUUGUAUACUAGAAUGUGUCAAGAUAUUAAGAG